UCGCUCGCACACACAGACGCUGGCGUAUGGAGACAUGAACCAUGAGUGGAUCGGUAACGACUGGCUGCCUAGCCUCGGACUACCUCAGUAUCGCAGCACAUUCAUGGAGUGCCUCGUGGACGCGCGCAUGCUCGACCACCUCAGCAAGAAGGACCUGCGCGUACACCUGAAGAUGGUCGACAGUCUUCACAGAACAAGCCUACAGUAUGGUAUCAACUGCCUGAAGAGGUUGAACUAUGACAAGAAGGAGCUGGAGCGCAGGCGGGAGAACAGCGCAGCCGACAUGAAGGACGUGCUGGUGUGGACAAACGAGCGAGUCAUCAAGUGGGUGAACUCGAUCGGGCUGCGUGAGUUUGCGGGCAACCUCAGGGAGUCGGGCGUGCACGGGGCGCUCUCGGCGCUCGACGAGAGCUUCAACGCCGACAGCAUGGCGCUCGCGCUGCAGGUGCCCAAAUCAGAACGCGCAGGGUAUCGGUACCUACACCUUUGCGGUACCACUCCUUGCCGCUCGCGAUCUAGCAGCAUUAGUAAUUGCAGCGCUCUUGAGCAGCAGGCGGAGACCGCCGAGGCAUGCGGUCAUCGGUUAUUGUCUGACGGAGUACACAUGCUGCGCACGAUGGCAGCGCGAGACGCGAGGGCAUGGGUCGGCGGUAUCGUCUGCGCACUCUCGUGUGAGACAGGCGAGACGCGAGGCAUGGGUCGGUAUCGUCUGCGCACUCUCGUGUGA
This is a messenger RNA of Priapulus caudatus, 727 nucleotides long. Its product is annotated as liprin-alpha-4-like. NCBI's taxonomy places the organism in Eukaryota, Metazoa, Priapulida, Priapulimorpha, Priapulimorphida, Priapulidae. Gene Ontology annotation, biological process: synapse organization. Gene Ontology annotation, molecular function: protein binding. The record is from RefSeq and is a predicted model, not a curated record. Gene Ontology annotation, cellular component: presynaptic active zone.